AUGUCCGUUUGCCAUUGGGUUGGAGUCACUUGUGGCUCUCACCACCAGAGAGUGAAGUCCUUGAUUCUUUCAAACAGGGCCCUUGAAGGCAGGAUUCCCCGUGAAUUUGGAAACCUCACGUUUCUCGUCUCUCUCGACUUGAGAAGAAACAAUUUCCAUGGAAAUUUACCUAAAGAAAUGGCACGCUUGCGCUGGCUUAAGUUUCUUGAUUCAAGUGUCAACAACUUCAGCGGGGAGGUUCCGUCUUGGUUUGGAUUUUUACACCAACUUCAAGUUCUAAAUCUUAGGAAUAAUAGUUUCACUGGUUCCAUCCCUUGUUCAUUUUCUAAUAUAUCCACACUUGAUACUUUGAAUCUGAAUUUCAAUUCCAUAGAGGGCCAGCUACCAAAAGUGAUUGGAAACCUUAGAGAAUUAAAGUUGAGGGGUAACAAUCUCAUAGGCUCUAUUCCUCUGUCGCUCUCGAAUGCCUCAAGGUUGGAGACUUUAGAUAUAUCUUACAAUUCACUUCAAGGAAACAUUCCAGAAGCGAUCGGCAAUAGCUUAUCAGGAAGUCUUCCCAAUGGUUUAUGCAAUGGUCUCCCAAUACUCAAAGGGCUUUAUCUGUCUUCUAACAAGCUUCGUGGUCAUAUGCCUACAACUUCAAAUUUUGUCUUUAUCGGACAAUGA
Capsicum annuum is the source of this 666-nucleotide messenger RNA. Its product is annotated as receptor-like protein 53. NCBI's taxonomy places the organism in Eukaryota, Viridiplantae, Streptophyta, Magnoliopsida, Solanales, Solanaceae. Gene Ontology annotation, molecular function: protein binding. Bases 1 to 666 code for a protein of 221 amino acids. The record is from RefSeq and is a predicted model, not a curated record. The transcript has 2 exons.